Leptomonas pyrrhocoris is the source of this 4358-nucleotide messenger RNA. Its product is annotated as Kinesin putativekinesin. The coding region runs from base 453 to 4358 and encodes 1301 amino acids. Gene Ontology annotation, biological process: microtubule-based movement. Gene Ontology annotation, molecular function: microtubule motor activity; ATP binding; microtubule binding. The transcript has a single exon. NCBI's taxonomy places the organism in Eukaryota, Euglenozoa, Kinetoplastea, Trypanosomatida, Trypanosomatidae. The record is from RefSeq and is a predicted model, not a curated record.
AGGGCUGAUCUCAAGGCCCUCCUCCUCCUCCUCCUCCCUCCCUCCCCUCCGUCUUACUCUGGGCUCUGCGGCGGGGUUCUUUCCAGCCCGUACGUUCCUGCUCGCCUGCGUGUGCGCGGGUGCGAGGGUUCUCUCUCUCCUUCAUUCACCUCUGCUAUGAUGUAUUUUUUAUGUCCAUUACUUGAGCCUUUUCUGACGAAGAUUAUUUUUUAUUGUUGUUUUGAAGCUCCGCAAAUACUCGAAGGGACGCGGUAAGGAUUUCUGCUGGCUAACUUUCGCCUUUAAAAAAGAAAACUGGAAGCGUUGUGUCACAGCAGCCCGUGCCAUUCAGCUGACGCUCCACGCCAGACGCCGUCUCCCACACAAAACCUUGAACUACACAAUUUAUUUCUAUAUAGAACACACACGGGAGACAGCGAAUAAACUUGAAUUAGAACUAGAAAAAAAAAAACAUGACACAAAACGGCGAGGAGGGCAUUCGAGUGUACCUCCGCAUCCGGCCUCCACCAACCUCGCAGCAAAGCCGGCUGCUUGCGUCGAGCGACAACAACGCCAUCUCGUCCAGCGCGGCAGGGCCCUCGCCGCGUACCUGCCAGUACGAGAUCGAAGAUGACUUCCAUAAGUCGAUCAUGCACCUUCACACCACGCAGCGGCUGCUGCAGGAGGCACAGCGUAGCGCCGCUGCAGGAGGUGGUCUGGCGGCAGCAGCAGCAGCAGCAGCGGAGUCCCCGCCGGCGCCAGACGACGUGAUCAACAACUCGGUGGUCGACUUCCGCUACCGCUUUGACCGCGUCUUCAAGCCGACCGCGACGCAGGAGGACGUCUUCAACACCGUCGCAAAAGAUUGCGUGGCGUCGAUGCUGGCAGGGCUGAACAGCACCGUUUUCGCCUACGGGCAGACCGGCAGCGGCAAGACGUACAGCAUUACGGGGGGUACGGACAGCUACCAGGAUCGGGGGUUGAUCCCGCGUGCGAUGGCAAUGAUCUACGACGCCGUUGCCCGCCGACGGGAGGGUGGCGAUGUCAACGACAGCUAUGAUGACGCGGCCACCACCUUCAGCAUCGCCAUUUCCUACCUGCAAAUCUACAACGAUAAAGGCCAGGACCUGCUGAACCACGGCCACGACGCCCGCACGCUGGAGGAGCUGCCGCCCGUGACGAUCCAUGAGAUGGAGGACGACAUAGUCCUGCGCGGCUUGGAGCAGCACAGCGCGCCAACGCUGUCCGACGCGUUAAACCUUCUCUUUCUCGGCGACACGAACCGGCUGUACUGCGAGACGCCCAUGAACAAGACGUCGUCGCGGUCGCACUGCGUAUUCAGCGUCUACCUCGAAGCUCGCUCGGCCACCACCUCGACGGUGCGGCGCUCGAAGCUGAACCUGGUGGACCUCGCCGGAAGUGAGCGGGUGAGCAAGACCGGCGUCUCGGGCACCAUCCUGACAGAGGCGAAGCAUAUCAACCUCUCUCUGCACUUCUUAGAGCAGGUCAUCGUGGCGCUGAGUGAGAAGGCGAAGGGCGUGCGGGAUCACGUGCCGUACCGCAACUCCUUCCUCACCAUGGUCCUGCGCGACAGUCUCGGCCGCAACUGCAAGACCGCGAUGCUGGCUACGGCCCACGUCGUCGCCUCGCAGGUCGCGGAGACGAUUAGCACCUGUCAGUUUGCGCAGCGCGUCGCGCUGAUUCGGCAGGCGCCGCAGGUGAACGUAGAGACGGACCCGGUGCUGCUCGUGCGGAAGCUCAAGGCGGAGGUGGCGCAGCUGAGGGAUGAGGUGGCGUACCUCCGCGCCAACGGCGGUGGCAGCGGCAGCAGCACCACCCUCGCUGCAGAUCGCGCCUUGUCCGAUGACGAGAGGGAUAUCUGUCGCCGGAUGGUCGACGCCUUCGUGCAGCGCGCGGCGGUGGACGGCGAUUGGGGUUCGCGUCUCACGGGCUUUAAUGGAGACAUGGCACGCAUGUACUACUGCUAUGACGUGCUACGUGAACGGCUCAUCAAAGGGGGCGUAGCGGAGCGCAGCAGCAACGGUGUUGGAGGUGCUGCACCGGCUAUUGCGGCGACAGCAGCAGCCACGCAGGCGGCGGAGCAACGGGCGCUUCUCGAUGAGAGCGAGGCACAGGUACUGGCGUUACGGCAAAGCCUGCAGCUGAAAGAAAACGAGCUGCAGAUGCUGCUGACGGUGCUAAAGCGGGCAGGUGCGAGCGGGGUUGGCGGAGUUGGCGGUGCUGGUGGUGGUGGAAGCAUCGGUGCGCGCUACAACGCCCCGACGCAGACAGUCACGAGUAGUAGUCGUAGCAGCGGCACCUCCGCCGCGGAGGCGGCUGACGACGCUGGGGAUGCCGACUGGAGAGGCUUUCAGUUCACAGGUGCUACCUCGCCGCACGCCUCGGACGCGGAGCUGCGCCGACAGAUCUACCAGGCGGCAAAGCAGCUCAUCUAUGAGCUUCGGCAGUCCUUUCGUCAUCAUCGCGAUGGUACGCCGCAGGAGAACACGCAACAGCCGAGCCCUGCCAUGUCAAGAGUGGCCGCUGAGGCGGCCGCCCAAGCCGCCUUGACACGCGUGACGACGCUCGCGCAACAGGGGCAGCUGACGGAGGCGGAAGCCGCCGCGGCGACGGCGUUCCUCGAGAGCAAAAAAGGGCUGCCGCAGCCGCGAGCUUCCGACACGGAACAGCGCAGCAGCGUCGGUGGAGUUGGCGGUGUGCUCGCGCCGGGCAGCCUGGAUGACUCUCGCUCUGCGGUAGACGUUCUGAUGGAUGAGCAGCUUGUGCAGGACCGCGCGCAGGCGCUAGAAACCUUCAAGGCCACCUACGAAGCGCAGAACAAGGUGGAGGAGACGAAGCAGCUUCUGAAACCGAAGUACGCGUCGUGCAAGGCCACUGCGCAGCAGCUGAACGCCUGCGUCGACGCGAUGAAGCACCUCAAGACACAGAUUCAGCGUCGGCGCGCGGAGCGAGCGGUGGAGGGGGUCGACGCGGUGGACAGCGAGGAAGCGAACUGGCUGGAGCAGCUGCGCACCACGAAGGAGAAGUACAACACCUACGCCGCGGAGCUGCGUCAGGCCAAAGAGGAAAUCGAUGGCAUGCACGUGUACUUGAAGCACGCGCAGGAGCAGCUCGUGCGCGAUUUUGAGAAGUGGUUUACUGCUCGGCAGCAGCAGGUGCAGCUCGCGGUGCAGCAACAGCAACGGCACGCGCUGCGAGGACGCCAGGAGGCGCAGCAGGUCGGCUUGGCGAUGGAGUUGCGAACGGUGUUGGGGGCAGCAGACGGCACGCCCGCCUCCCCAGCGGCCACGAAAGAGCCGAGCAACGGCAGCUGUCGCAGCAGCGUGACGACAGCAAAGCUCGGGGAAUCCACCGCACCACCCCCUAUUCAGAACAACGAAGAGGCCCUUCUGCAUGAGGUGUACAGAGACACGGCCCGCCGCAACCACAACAAUAUCGGUGGUAGUUGCGAUGACGGGGACGGCUAUCAUACUCUCUCUGCCACUGUGCCAUCCACCACUGCCGUCAGUCGUGCCUAUCCUUACUCCGCGCCGGUUAACACAACCGCGGCCGUCGCCGCCGCGGGCACUGCGCCGCCGUGGCAGCCUUCGACGCCGUGCACUCUGCCCCUUACCUCGUCUGCGGCGACUUCCACCGUACUGUCACGUGUGCCGAACGCGGAUCUCAUUGGAUUGCCUGCCAGCGCACGGGCACCGAACCGGCUCGCCUCUCUCCCGCCCACGUACGCAUCCGCGGACCAGCAGCUGCCACCACCACCACCGUCGUCCGCAGCAUUCCUGUCUUCUUCACAACCGCGGCCGCACGCGUUAUCGUCGUCGUCGUCGGCGCCUACGCUGGAGCUGUCACGGCAGGAAGAGGGCACGGUAUUGCGGGGCCUCGCAUCAUCAUCGUCAUCCUCAACAGCCGCAACGGGGCCAGCAUCAACAGGCGUGCAUGCGUCUCACCCUGCCGGCGCCUCAUCCGCGGUGCUUGGUUUGACCAAGGCGAAUGGGUGGAUGGCGGCCGCGGUGCCGAGUGUGGCGGGUGGGGUGGGCGGGGCCACACAAAGUCCAACUCGUCCCUUUCACCUUCAUCCGCUCCGCAACAGCAAUGACAACGCGCAACAGCAGCAGCAGCAGCGACAACCCGCGCCCCUGUCGUCGACCCCUCCCCCGUCCUUGGCAGGGCUGUCGAGGACUUCCCCAGCGCCGGUGACAGCGACAACGACAGCGGCGGCGGCGGCGAAUGGUGCGGCGUCGGCGCGCGCGCAGAGCAACCCCUACUUUCCUCAGUUUCCGUCUACGGGUAACGCGGCCGCCGAUGCGCAGCUGGCGCAGCUCUAUCAGGCAAGGGAGGCAAUGCGGAGGCAGCUGCAAUGA